CACCGGCCGCUAGGCGGAGACGGGCUGAGCAGGCGCGAGGCGAGGGGCUCCUCCGGCCCGUGGCCCGCCGAGGACCGGGCCUCCCAAGCGGAGAGUCGCCGCGAUCAGACGGCGCGGUACCGGGACCGGAAUCAAGACGGAGGCGACUCAGACGCCUGGCGGCGCCGUUAGACCAGCUAGGGAGGCCUUUCAGCUGGGACGCGGGGUGGGGGUGGGGCGAGGGAGGCGAGCCGGAAACAGAGAACUACAACUCCCAGGAGGCUUAGCGGCCGGGGGGCCUUGGAAUCAGAUGGGGCGUGUCGUUUUGCGAGCCGCUUUAACCUAGAGGUUUGCAAGGUUGGAAGUUCCGCACCGGGAGCCGGGGAGAAAUGGAGCUGGAGCAGAGAGAGGGGACCAUGGCAGCUGUGGGCUUUGAGGAGUUCUCAGCACCUCCCGGCUCGGAGCUGGCGCUGCCGCCGCUGUUCGGUGGUCACAUCCUGGAGAGCGAGCUUGAGACCGAAGUGGAGUUCGUGUCUGGGGGUCUGGGCAGCUCCAGCCUCCGGGAGCGAGACGAAGAGGAGGAGGCAGCCCGGGGCCGGCGGCGGCGCCAACGGGAACUCAACCGCCGGAAGUACCAGGCGCUGGGUCGGCGCUGCAGGGAGAUCGAGCAGGUGAAUGAGCGGGUCCUGAACAGGCUCCAUCAGGUACAGAGGAUAACACGGAGACUCCAGCAGGAGCGGAGGUUCCUCAUGAGGGUGCUGGACUCCUACGGCGAUGACUACCGGGCCAGCCAGUUCACCAUCUUACUGGAGGACGAGGGCAGCCAGGGCACAGACGCCCCCACCCCAGGCAACGCUGAGAACGAGCCUCCGGAGAAAGAGGGGCUGUCCCCGCCCAGGAGGACACCAGCGCCCGCAGAAGCCAGCAGCCCGGCCCCCGGCGAGGGGCCCAGCGGGCGGAAGAGGCGGCGAGCGCCCCGGGAAGGGCGCCGAGCGGGGGUCCCGCUGACUCCUGAGCUGCCCCCCGUGCAGAUAAAGGUGGAGGAAGACUUUGGCUUCGAAGCGGACGAGGCCCUGGACUCAAGUUGGGUUUCUCGGGGGCCAGACAAGCUGCUGCCCUACCCCACCCUAGCCAGCCCCCCCUUUGACUGACCCCCCAAUAAACGGACCCCAUGCUC
Messenger RNA from Myotis daubentonii (Daubenton's bat), 1156 nucleotides. It is a transcript of the gene TFPT, whose product is annotated as TCF3 fusion partner. Lineage: Eukaryota; Metazoa; Chordata; Mammalia; Chiroptera; Vespertilionidae. Gene Ontology annotation, biological process: apoptotic process; positive regulation of apoptotic process; apoptotic signaling pathway. Gene Ontology annotation, cellular component: Ino80 complex. Gene Ontology annotation, molecular function: DNA binding. The record is from RefSeq and is a predicted model, not a curated record.